AUUCUUACAACGAUAAAUAGUGAAAGCCGAUGAAUGUUAGCGAAGGAGAGGCGGAACAAGAAAUCCAGAUUGAUGCUUCACUGAAGGGUCUGUGAUUCAACAUUGAAGCCUGCUGGUAAGUUGGUUUCUCCCUCGGGCUGUCUCUACGAACAUUCAUCAUGCACAGUCCAAACCUAUGGGGAGGGAAGGAAGUUAGAAAAAAGUGCGGGAGGGAAUUGAUGACUUCAUUCCUGUCUUUGAUAUAUUAUUAUUCCAUCAAUCGCUAUCGCUUGUCUAGAUGGAUACCUUUCUCUGACAGGAGACAGGAGGCUAAUAUGGGCAGAUCGAGUAGGAAACUGAGUGGGCAUUUGCUCUGACAUUACACAAUACUUCACAACUCUCAUCACAAUACCGUCACAAUCUCAUGAAUCUCAUGAUCUCAUGAUGGGUAACUCCGAGAAUGAAGAUCCGCUUGAAGAUCUCAUUAUAAACUACAAUGAGCUCAACAGCUCCGUCAUCGAGGAACUCGACGAGGAGCCGAGCGCCCUUGAAUUUAUGAGAUUUGUCGCCCGAAACACCCCCUUUGUCGUGAGGAGCGGCGCUGCCAACUGGCAGGCGACUCGGACAUGGACGGUCAAUUACCUGAGGGAAUUGCUCCGUGAUGAAUCCGUCAAUGUCGCUGUUACUCCAGCAGGCAACGCCGACGCCCCCACGCCGUACACUUCCCCUGACGACGGCACCACCACCCUAGUCUUCGCCAAACCGCAUGAGGAAGACCAGCCCUUCAUGACUUUUCUCUCCUACCUCAUCUCGCAAGAACACCGCCAACAGAGCCCCCAAACCCCCUCCCAAGCCACCACCAGCAUUACAACAACCGCAACAGGAGAAAUCCGCUACGCCCAAACCCAAAAUGAUAACCUUCGGCACGAGUACCUCCCGCUCUUCGCCCACGUGCCCGCAACCAUCCCCUGGGCCCGCAUCGCCCUCGCCCGCGACCCCGACGCCAUCAACCUGUGGAUCGGCAACUCCCGCUCCGUGACCGCGCUUCACAAGGACAACUACGAGAACAUCUACGUGCAGAUUGCAGGCCAGAAACACUUCGUCCUGCUCCCGCCCGUGUGCCAUGCUGCCGUCAACGAGACGAGGCUAAGGCCUGCUGUGUACCGCCGCCGGCGCAUGGAAGUGUCUGGUGGUGGGGAGGGAGGAGGGGAAGAAGAAGGGCUGGAGUUGGUGCUUGAGGAAGGGGAAGGGGAAGAAGUUCCCUUUGCGAUUUGGGAUCCGGACCGGCCAGGCGAGAACGCGACGAGGUACUCGGCGCUGGUGCAGCCGAUGCUGGUGACACUGGAUCCCGGGGAUAUGUUAUAUCUUCCUUGCAUGUGGUAUCACAAGGUUUCGCAAAGCUGCUCACCUGAAGGAGUUUGUAUCGCCGUCAACUAUCGGUAUGAUAUGGACUUCACUGGGCCUCUGUAUCCGUUGAGCACCUUCGUACGGUCAAUCUCCAGUAAAGCACUGCAAAGGGCAGAAUGACGCCCUGUAUCUUUGAUGUUCCAUGCCUCAGCAUGCUAACCUCAGCAUGACCACCAACUAUGAACACGUUGCAUCACUUUGACCAUCCUAUUUCCGCUUCGCAAUCCUCUUCAGCGCCCGCAUCUCCUUCUUCAUGCGUGGAUCCACCAUCUUGUACCGUCCCUUGACGCCCUUCGGCCUGCCGGAGAUGCCGCGGUUCAUGCCGGCAGCCUUAACCACCUUGACAGGCUGCUUCCGCUUCUUGCGCGCCGCGGCUGACAUGAGCUUGGCGAUGCUGGUGGCCUUUUCCUUUUCAGACAUACCCUACAGCAACGCGAGUCAGCAUCCAGAUCGACCACAAACAAAGAUACGCAGCGCGACAAACCUCAUCGCCGGCUAGCAAAUCGGCCUUCUUUUUGAGCUUCUCGAGUUUCUGCGCCUGCUUGAGCUUCUUCCUGGCCCGCGCCUCGGCGACCUUCUUGAUGGGCCUGGCAUUGUAGGCCCG
Parathielavia appendiculata is the source of this 1990-nucleotide messenger RNA. RefSeq names its product Clavaminate synthase-like protein. The record is from RefSeq and is a predicted model, not a curated record. Lineage: Eukaryota; Fungi; Ascomycota; Sordariomycetes; Sordariales; Chaetomiaceae. The transcript has 4 exons. Gene Ontology annotation, molecular function: 2-oxoglutarate-dependent dioxygenase activity. The coding region runs from base 421 to 1506 and encodes 361 amino acids.